Daktulosphaira vitifoliae (grape phylloxera) is the source of this 1665-nucleotide messenger RNA. RefSeq lists its product as uncharacterized. The coding region runs from base 431 to 1480 and encodes 349 amino acids. The transcript is spliced from 6 exons. The record is from RefSeq and is a predicted model, not a curated record. NCBI's taxonomy places the organism in Eukaryota, Metazoa, Arthropoda, Insecta, Hemiptera, Phylloxeridae.
GUCUAUUCGUAACGCGCGUGAUCGUAAAGUGGACGUGCCGGCGGUGUUGUUAUGUCUAUCUCAUUGGUGAGUGACCGUUGGGCCAUGUGACAUUUUGAAAAUUUCGUCCGUUAACGCUGUUUUAUUUAUACACUUGACCAUCACUGCUGCAGUAGACUUUGCGGAAGUGUGAUCGCAGUGCGAGGCUAUUUUUAUUUUGUCCAGUAAACAAAUCGCAUUCCAGUUCGGAAGCCAACCCCUCGUUUAGUAGUGUACACUGGACAUCGCGGCUGCGCUAUCCGUCGAUUUACAACAUAGACAAAAAAUUCUGUGAACACGGCCAAGAGGUCAGUCGCCUCUUAGUGUACGUUGCGUUAUCGUCGGAAGCACUUUAGUCGCUUAUCCUUUUAGUGUAGCUCAUCGUAUUUUUACCAAGGCAGUUGAGCGGGAAAUGGAAAGGAUUCAAUACCUGUCCGGAUCGUUCGACGGCCUGUCCAGUAACACUGGACACCAUUACUUCAAAAGCUCAUUCGCUAAAUCUAUGGCAUUUGAGACAGCCAAAUCGCUCAACUUCGAAUUGGAUACAGUUGGCGAUUGCGAUCAUCAGAUGACCGAAAAAUGUUCUCCAAGCUCAAACCACAGAUGUAGUGAUAGUGAUGGAUCUUUCGAGUUUAUUAAAAAUGAAUACAGAAACUUACAAAGAUUGUACGAUGAUUUGAGUGCCAAAUACGACAAACUGAAGCGGAAAGAAGAAGUUAACGACCAGCAGAACCAAGAGGAAGCUCCUUGCAUCGAGUUGACUCUGGCAAAAUCCCAAGUAGAAACACUACAGUGGCAACUAAAACAGGUCGAAUCGAGCAAUCAAAUGUAUAAAGCUGUUUUAGAACAAGUUUCAAAAUUUUUAGAAAAAGCUCACACGUCAUUGAAUACCAUAGUUCCCGACAGACCUAAUUUGCCAAUUAAAAAUAGGAGAUUUUCGUUAAAAAGCAGCCGAGAGGAACACACUGAAAAACUAUCGUUAGAGGCUUAUAGGUUGUACCGUACUGUUCAAUCGAUUAUUCAGACCAAAGAACCCGACCUAGUCCAACAUCUUCAACCUUGUUAUAGUAGCUUGUUUGAUAAAAACAGUAAUUUAUCGACUUGCAGCUGCGAUUCUUUACCUACUGUGUGCAAUAACAUGAAAUGCUUAGAAAUCUCUAGUGACAGUUCGAAUCAUAGUGAAUCUUUUACUAAAAAUUCAGACUUUUGCAAAAAAGACAUUAUUAUACAAAAGAGCAGUAUAGCCGUUGAAGAUGAAAGCGGAUUUUCAUCGAUAAGCUCACAUGAUAACAAUAGUUCUCCUACUUAUCCCGAAUUAGGAUUGCCACCACGUCGAAUACCAGUUGAUAAGUUUACGAGACGCUGGUCGAGUGUCUCCAGUACGCCCAUCAGUCAGUCGUUUAAUUACCAUACGACUGGAGGUUCAAACACAUCGACACCCAUAAAAGUUUGUUGGGUUUAAAUGACUAAUAUAUGUGUACAGUUAACAAGACGUAUAUUCGUGAAAGACUUGAGUAUUAGUAAUUUAUUUUUAUUUAUCGUUUUUUUAGUAGAAUUAAUAAUAUUGUAUACAUCUAUUAUUAUAUAUGUGUUGUUUAUUAACUUGUCAAAAUUAUUGACAUUAUUUGACAAUGUUUUAAGCGACUA